AGAGGGAGGUGGCGGCGGCGGGGAGGAGGAGGAGGAGGAGGAGGAGGAGCAGGCGCCGCCAUGGCCGCCGCUAUCACCGACAUGGCCGACCUAGAGGAGCUCUCCCGCCUGAGCCCUCUGCCCCCCGGCAGCCCUGGCCCAGCGGCGCGGGGCCGGACUGAGCCCCCCGAGGAGGAGGAGGAAGAAGAAGAGGAGGAAGAGGAGGCGGAGGCCGAGGCGGUGGCGGCGCUGCUGCUGAACGGCGGCGGCGGUGGGGGCGGCGGAGGCGGCGGCGGAGUGGGGGGCGGCGAGGCGGAGACGAUGUCGGAGCCGAGCCCUGAGAGCGCCAGCCAGGCUGGGGAGGACGAAGACGAGGAGGAGGACGAGGAGGAGGAAGAGGACGAGAGCAGCAGCAGCGGCGGGGGUGAGGAGGAGAGUAGCGCCGAGAGCCUGGUGGGCAGCAGCGGCGGGAGUAGCAGCGACGAGACGCGCUCGCUGAGCCCCGGCGCCGCCAGCAGCAGCAGCGGAGAUGGGGACGGCAAGGAGGGCCUGGAGGAGCCCAAGGGACCGCGGGGCAGCCAGGGCGGCGGCGGGGGCGGCAGCAGUAGCAGCAGUGUCGUCUCCAGCGGUGGCGACGAGGGCUACGGGACCGGGGGAGGCGGAAGCAGCGCGACCUCCGGGGGCCGGCGAGGCAGCCUGGAGAUGUCGUCGGACGGGGAACCCCUGAGCCGCAUGGACUCGGAGGACAGCAUAAGCAGUACUAUAAUGGAUGUAGACAGCACAAUUUCCAGUGGGCGUUCAACUCCAGCAAUGAUGAAUGGACAAGGAAGCACUACUUCUUCAAGCAAAAAUAUUGCCUAUAAUUGUUGUUGGGACCAGUGCCAGGCUUGCUUCAACUCUAGCCCAGAUCUGGCAGAUCACAUCCGUUCCAUACAUGUAGAUGGUCAGCGAGGAGGGGUAUUUGUUUGCUUAUGGAAAGGUUGUAAAGUAUAUAACACUCCAUCAACCAGUCAGAGUUGGUUACAGAGGCAUAUGCUGACACACAGUGGAGACAAACCUUUCAAGUGUGUUGUUGGUGGCUGCAAUGCCAGCUUUGCUUCUCAGGGAGGGCUAGCUCGCCAUGUACCCACACACUUCAGUCAGCAGAACUCCUCAAAAGUUUCUAGCCAGCCAAAGGCCAAAGAAGAAUCUCCUUCUAAGGCUGGAAUGAACAAAAGGAGGAAAUUAAAGAACAAAAGACGACGCUCAUUACCACGACCACAUGAUUUCUUCGAUGCACAAACACUGGAUGCGAUAAGACACCGAGCCAUAUGCUUUAACCUUUCAGCUCAUAUAGAAAGUUUAGGGAAGGGACACAGCGUUGUUUUUCAUAGUACUGUAAUAGCUAAGAGAAAAGAGGAUUCUGGAAAGAUAAAACUUUUGCUUCAUUGGAUGCCCGAAGACAUUCUGCCAGAUGUAUGGGUGAAUGAAAGUGAACGACAUCAAUUAAAAACGAAAGUAGUUCAUUUAUCAAAGUUACCCAAAGAUACUGCCUUGCUUUUGGACCCAAACAUAUACAGAACAAUGCCGCAGAAGAGGUUGAAGAGAACUCUGAUAAGAAAAGUGUUCAAUUUGUAUUUAAGCAAACAGUGAACGACAUUUGCAAUCAACUAAAAAUUCGUCUUUCGAAUUAGGGCUGAAAAUUACUGUUAAAGAGUGUUGCAGUAUGUCUGGUGGCUCCCUUUUCAGGACUAGGGUUUUCUCAUGGAGUACAGUAUGUUAAUAUUUACCUAUAUAACUAAUCUGUUAACGGUUUUUGAAAAACCUCUCUUUCAAAUUUGAAUAAUCUUCGUAUUUCAUUUAACCUAUAUGACUCUAAUUUUUUUUUUCUGAGGAAAGCAUUUUUAGUUUUUGAGUUUUUUUUUCUUAAUAUAAGAAAAAUUGUAUUUUUUUUAAGAGUAUCUUCAAACUGAAUCCUUUAUGCACCAAAGUUGGUUUUGAAAAGGAAAAUAAAAUCACUUUCUUGCUUGGUUAGCAAGAAGCCAUAUGGAAUUUUUUUUAACUUACAGAAAUGGAAAUAUGUGUAACUUGUUAGUAUUGUAUCAAACAAAUGUUGCAUAGAAAUAAUAGAACAUUGCUUGUAAAUAAUUCAGCAGAUUUGUAAUAUAUUUUUAUAUUAUGAAAUGUACUGUAGAUGUUUUUCUAGAGGCAUGAAAGUUAAAUGUAUAUAUUAUGGUAGAAAUAAUAUUGAAGGAUAUUGUAAUUCACUAGUGCUGCCAGAGGAAUUGUUAAUAAAGCACCUUCUUUAACAAUAAAUGUCUUUUGCAGACUUAAGGGACUAUGUACUACUGUUAAUAUCUAUAAGAACAAAACACAUUGAACAUCCUUCCAGAAAGUCUUUGAGGGAGGACCUAUACCCAUAAUAGAAUUAUGGCAUUCAUUUCUGACAGUUACCGUGAAAUCAAUUUCCUUACUGUAGGAAGGACAUAUUGUAAAGUAUGUGGUUAUAUGCAGUCAAACUGCAGAAAAUACUCCUGAUUAAGGAGUUUUCACUUUACUACAGUGAUAUAAAAACCAGCAGUUUUUACAAAAUUUUUUAAAGAAAGAAUAGACAAAAAUAUAGAAUUAAGCCUUUGGUUCCAAAAUGGGAAAGGUUCCAUGAUGCAUAAAUCAUUUCUCGUUUGCUUUAAAAAUAAAAAAAUAAUAAAAAUUAUGGGAGACUUUAUUCGUUAACAGUGGGGUAAAGAGCUAUAUACAUGAAAUGAGUCAUAUAAAAUUAAUGAAGUGCAAAUAAAAGCACUGCUACUAUAAGACAUUCUGGAAAGGUUGUUUAAUAAGGGUAUUAUCCAUAUGAUCUGUAGCAAAUGUGAUUUUAUUUUUAAAAGGAAAAGAAAAGCAGUGUGUUUUCUUUCUAUUUUUUGUUUUCUUUUGCUUAAGCACUUCAUCAAUUGCUUUAUUCUGUAUCUGCGAAGUAAUCUGCAAUCUUUGUUUUUUUUUUUAAAUUUUGAUUUGUUAAAAAAUUGCCAAAUAGAAAUGUUUCAGAUAUAUAGUUUGUACCUGUAUUUUUAUUUUAUUGCCUCAUGUUCUUGUAAGUCAUUCUUAAUUGACCGAUGAUUGUAGACCUUGCUUGAGUAUUUUUUCUAAUAAAACAAAAGCAAAUCACAUUUAGCUUCAAAUUGUAGCAAUUCAAUUAAAUUUUUAAAAUAACAUUUGAAAAUAUCCAUUCAAUACUUUCUUUAGGGCCACCAUGAAUAAAUUAGUUUUUUUCAUUGUGUAGAAAUAGAUGUUAAAAUCAAAUUUCAUAGUUAUUGAUUAGCCUCUGAGUACUCAGUCACUCAUGAUUCUUUUACUGCUUAUCUGACACUAUUUUUAGCACCAAACCAAAAAGAAUGUGGAAUUAAAAUGAAUUUUGUGACUUGUAUGUGUACAUAUAUGCAGACACGUUCAAUUGUGACUGGAAAGUAAGUGAACAUUUUACUCUGUAAUGUACAUUUAUUAAUGUUGUCAUCUAAAUUGUUCAUAUUUAUAAUUCCUGAAAUAAUCACUGUCACUCAAAAUCUAUGUGUAGUUUAGUAUUGGGCAAACUACAACCUAUAGGUUGUACAUAACAUUUAUUUACAUGUUGUUUGUAAAUACUUUCUUCCUGCAGUGGUAGAGUUGAGUAUUAGGAUCAAUAGUACCUACAAGCCUAUAUAAUACUUACUAUCUGGUCCUUUAAGAAAAAGUUUGCUAAUCACUUUCUAGUUGACAGCUUUUUAAAAAAAUAGACAACAGAACUUGCAUUUUAAUAUGGUAAUGCUGAUUUUGAUAAUGAACUGGUAUAUUUAGUGAAAGCUUUUUAAUAUACUUUAAAUAUUGCCAUAUUUGGUACAUGCACAAAUGGUGUUUUAUGGGAACUUUUAUGUUGGAUUUCUUAAUAGUUAACAAUAAUCCAUUAUUUCACCAUUUGUAUUUUAUAUUUUGUUUUACAAAAUAGGACUAAAUGAGAUUUUGUAAAUCAGAUGUUUAUUUAAUCCAUAGGCAUAUCUGCUUUAUUUCAGUCUUAAAGUAGAAAAUACUGUAUAAUUUAAAGUUGUUUAUUUUUCUAAUAAA
Molecule: messenger RNA, 4050 nt
Organism: Sciurus carolinensis (gray squirrel)
Lineage: Eukaryota; Metazoa; Chordata; Mammalia; Rodentia; Sciuridae
Gene: Aebp2
Product: AE binding protein 2
Exons: 9
Coding region: 61-1611 (516 amino acids)
Biological process (GO): regulation of transcription by RNA polymerase II
Cellular component (GO): ESC/E(Z) complex
Source: RefSeq, a predicted model, not a curated record